AAUUUCCACUAAUCCAGAUGUCAGCACAUAUUCUUUUUGGCGGGAAAUUCAAAUUAAUUCUCAAGGGUCAUAAGUUUAACUUCAUUUUCACUUUUCAAAUGUUGUGUUGAUGUUCACCUUUAAUUAGACUUUUAAUUGUUGGGGUAGAAUUUUUAUUAAUCAUGUCCUCCUUAUCAUCGGGUAUGAAAACAAGCUUCAGUACCAAUUCUUCUCUAUAUUCAACCCCCUGUCAAUCACCUGGUUCAUUGGGAUCUCUUGACUCAACUCGUCUUGAUAGUUUACAAUCAAAAGAAUCACUGACAACCCCGGGUCCAAGUGAGAAUAGUGGAUUAUUGGCAAUCCAGUUAAAUCAAGAAAAUUUUAAUUCUAUUGGUAAAAAUGGAUCUCGACCAGGUUCAUGUUCAUCUGGAUCUUCAUUUAAUAGUGUGAAAACAUUGUUACCACCGCCAUCAUCUUGUAAACCAGAUCAAUUUAACCAAACCAGAACACAAGAUGAUCCCUCCAAAUCUUUUAACUUUACAAAUACUAUUUGCUGGCAAAAUUUAUUCCAAUUACGACAAGAUUUAACCCUUAAAUUGUCCGGAUUGCGACAACAAGUUCAAUCAAUAGUUCAUCAGUUGGAUGAAUUAGAGGUUGAAAUGUGUGAUCGACUUAAUUCAAUGGGUCAACAGAUCAACUAUGAUGUUGAAGGAAAAUCUUUAAUGAAUGGAACUGUUAAUGGAACUAAUUGGAGAGACAAAAAAUCUAAUCCUAAAGAGCUUCGUUGGAAACAAUUAAAAAAGCUUAUUGAAGUUCCGGUCAUUCAAAAGCUUCCAGCAAUGGCAAAAGGCUAUUUAACAAGACGACUUAUGACAACAUCUAAAGUGAAAAAUUUAAUCAAGACAAUCAAAGACACAAUUAUCUUACUAGAUAAUUAUCGAAGUGAAGAUCAGGUUGCCCAAGAAGAGAUUGACUUUCAUCGAAGGUUAAUGGUACAAUUGGAGAAAUCAUUAGCUGAUUUUCAUGAUGUUUUCUUUACCGAAAAUAAAUCAGAACAAAUGAAACUAAUCUCACGAACUCGAGAAGUUGUCAUUGACAGAGCCUGGCGUCUUUCAACUGAGGCCCGAAGACUUCAGGCCGAAAAAGCGAAGAAAUUUGUUCACGAUAAAAGGAAAGAUUCACCAUUGUUGUCAAAUCCAUUGAGAAAUUUUAAACAAAGUAAAAAAGAUGAACCAGAGGAGAAACAAGAUCAACAAGAGAAAGAAAAAAGUUCAGACAAUCAACAAAUCGAAAUGUCAAACGAUAAAAACUCAGUAGAAUUGAAUGAAAAAUCAAAACAAGAGGAGAAACAACCUGAGUUAAUUGCAACUAAAUCGGAAGAAAAACACGAGCAGGAUGUGGAAAUGAAACCGAUCGAAGAUGAUGUCACAGAAGCCGAACCAAAGCCGAAAUCAAGGGCCAAAGCUAAACCAAAAGCUCCUUCCAAACCUCGCAAAGGUGCCAAGACUACAAAGAAAGUGCCAUUAGCCAAUGAAUCCGAAUCGCCGAGCUGUGAUUCAACAUCUCCAUCAUUAGCAUCCUCUGAUUCACCAGUGCCAACACCUCCAUUAGAACCUGCACCAUCUCUACCACCGACAAUUCCCGAGGCAUCAAAAAGUGCAGAAUUAACCAAAGAAAUUGCCCCGAAAAGGGCUAAAAGAACCGCACCAGCCAGUAAACGAGUUACUCGAGCAGCGAAAAAAUCUAAUUAAUCCAUGACAAACACUUAACGAAUGCAAAUGAAAAUAAUAAGCUAAUUACUUUUGGCUAUUAAUUAUUCCACUGAACUAUUCCUCAAAUGACAAUUAAUAUUCAACUGAAGCCCAUGACUGACAAAUCUACAUAUGCUCCAUGGUGACAAUUAGAUUUGAAUGAUUUUUUCCUAACAAUUUAUAUAUACAAAUUUCUCAAUCAAAUUUUCAUCUUUAUCUCUUGCAUGGAACAAGAAAAACUUAAUCAUUAGCUGAAUAAUUAUUUCUAUCGUGAAGAUAAUUUUAAUCAAUGAAUUUGAUCUAAUUAUAUUUAAACAAUUCUCAAGUGGAUGUGAUAUUUUUGUAAUAAACUUUUCCCUUUUAAAUAAUUGAA
This is a messenger RNA of Panonychus citri (citrus red mite), 2103 nucleotides long. Its product is annotated as zinc finger C3H1 domain-containing protein-like. The record is from RefSeq and is a predicted model, not a curated record. Gene Ontology annotation, biological process: centrosome duplication; centriole replication; regulation of cytokinesis. Lineage: Eukaryota; Metazoa; Arthropoda; Arachnida; Trombidiformes; Tetranychidae. Gene Ontology annotation, cellular component: centriole. Bases 162 to 1730 code for a protein of 522 amino acids. The transcript has 3 exons.